AUGUCUUUGGAAAAACUCAAACAGAAAUUUACGCUGAAAGUUCGGCGGCCAGCUCCGGCUGAGGCCCGAGGUCCCCGAGCCGAUGUCUCGCCCCCCGAGCCGGUGCCCGGUGACUCCUCCACUUGCACAUCGCUGUCAGCAACCGCUGAAGAAGACGCAGCGCUUCGACUAUGGAACUCGGCAUAUCAAGAGAUAAGACAGGAUAACGAGCAGCUCACUGAGGCGUACGAGAGAAUCCUCACACUGAACAUUAAUGAUGGCGUUGGUGCCCUAACAGCAGCCGCGGCGAACAUCUUUUCCAAUGGCGCCGCAGAAGCACGCAUUCAGAGGAUGGCUAUAUCGGUCCAAAAGUCUGUCGAGAAGAUCCAUGAGCGCCGCAGCAUCAGAGGAGGUAUCAUACAGGCCUCUGCUCUUCUGGUCAAGCUUGAGAAAGUGGGAAAACUCGCAUUGACGCCGGUGCCUCCUCCGGCAACAAUGGCCUGGUCUGGCAUCUGUGCAGCGGUUCAGAUCCUAUCUGGUCCUUUCGAAGCCGAGCAGUCGAUGGUCGAUGGUCUGGAACAUGUCAUCGCUAGGAUGGACUGGUAUGUCGGUCUGUCGAGAAUCAUCUUCGAAGACGUCGGUCAAGGGCGCCAAAAGCUUGCGCAACUCAAUAGUUCGCUCGACAGCCAGGUCAGGACGAUAUAUCGUGCGAUUCUCACGUACGAGAUGACAGCUGUACUGUACUGCUACAAGGACCAUCGGGUAUUUGCGUAUGCGAAGGUCGUAUGGGGUUCCUACGACUGGACCACCCAGCGCAGCAAGCUAGCCAAGCUAGAAGAACGGCUGGAUGGCGACAUGGCGCACUAUUCCAGUCGCGAAUCCGUCGCAGCCCUUCGAAGCCUUCUUCACGAGGCAUCUGAAUCGUCUGGGCUUCUGCGAGAGAUAGCCAGCGGAGUUCAGCAGUUGUCGAGCAUCCAGCAAGCCCAGCAAGACCAACAAACCCAGCGUGACGCUGAAGAGCGAACAAGGAGACGCGAUCUCUUGAUUGGAAGGUUCAAGACGAUUCCAUACGAAGAACGCAUGCGGAUCAAUCCCCUUCGCGUCGCCAAUACCUGCGAGUGGUUCUGUAAUCAUCCCCAGUUCUUGGACUGGCUGGAAAACUCGGAGGGUCUGCUUGUUGUUUCCGCAGACCCCGGUUGCGGCAAGUCGGUACUCUCAAGAUACCUGAUUGAAGAGUACCUCCCAGCAUCCGACCGGACGGCCCAAGCACGCAUAUGCUAUUUCUUCUUCAAGGAUACACCCGAGCAGCGCAGCGCAGCCAGCGCAACCUGCUCUCUGCUGCACUGCCUUUUCGUUCGAGAACCGCUACUAGCUGAUCAUUGCGAGUCCAUGAUCAACCAGGCAGGGAGUAAUCUCACGUCACAUCUGGCAUCGCUAUGGGACGUUCUGGAAAAGGCUCUCAGUCAUUCAUCCUGUCCUCCGGUAGUCUGUAUCUUGGAUGCCCUCGACGAGUGUGAUUCUGCCGAAACUCGUCAGCUUAUCAGUCUUGUGACGCGCUAUUCUCGUCGAACGGCCGGAGGACUUGGACAGGGGACUGUCAAGUUCUUAGUUACGACUCGGGGCCUCCCGCCUAUUCUCAAGCAUCUUGAUGUUUCCGGGCAGGGACACAUUCACCUCGAUGGUGACGGGAAAACAGAAAAGGAUUUGAUCCAAAAGGAGAUCCAACUGGUUGUGGAGCAUCGCUUAUCUCAACUUGCCGAGAACAAGAGGCUAGAUGACGCGAAGAGGAAAAUCCUCAAAGAUGGCUUCGCGCUCAAGGGUGGGGAGGACAGAACGUAUCUCUGGGCCAGUUUGGUGUUUGAGAGUCUCGAGAAGAAUAACAACAACACCCAGAAAGGUUGGAGGGACCUUGUUAGCAAUCUCCCCAAAACCAUACACGGCGCAUAUGAAAGGUUACUCCGGCAGGUCAGCAAUGUUGACGCCAAAAAAGUGGACAGGCUAUUCCAUCUAAUCAUUGCAGCACAAAGACCCCUCACGCUUGAGGAGAUGGACAUUGCGCUUUGUGCCUGGGAAAACGUCCAAGAUAAGCUGGGCGCUCUUUCAGAAGAUGAUUUGGAUCUUAACGCGGCCUUUUCUGACUGGAUUAGGCAAGCUUGCGGUCUGUUCGUGUCGAUCUACGACAAUCGACUCUUCUUCAUCCAUCAGACUGCGAAGGAGUUCCUCUUGGCCGAAGGGGAGGAGGAGCCAGAUGUGAUUCGGGAACCAGAUUGCCCGACUUCGUCAUGGCAUCGCUGCAUUACGAUGACUGCAGCUCACCGUAUAAUGGCCGAAAGUUGCAUUGCCUACUUGUCUAUGGAUUGCUUUCGGAGCGCCCAGUUUCGCAAUGAACUGAUCGCGAUGAAAUUCAUGGAGGGUAAAAAAUACAACAGAGACAUCUUGAGGCGGCGCGAAGUACGAUCUGUACUAGUCACAUUGUGUGACUAUGCUGUCUCUUUCUGGGCUCAUCACUUCGAUCAUGCGCAGGUUGCUUCACACGCUGGCAUCGAGGAUAUUUCCGAUGGCUUUCAAAGUUCCUGUCUCUCUCUUUUCGGUCAGGACAGCACUGUGUCCUCGCCUUGGGGUAUUGCUGCUGCUUCCGAUUGUGAGGACAUGUCUUGGUCACUGGCGCCGCAUGACCACAUGGUUCAGCUUGUCAACUGGGAUGAACAUCGAUGUAUCGAGGGCCUAACGCCGACAGGUUUACGAGCCGCUCUGGGUCACUUCGGCGCCGUACACGAUAUCUUGGAAGCGACAUGUACCUCAACAUCAAUGCUGCCAUAUGAGGGUUCAGAUAACCUGGCUCUGCGAAGAAAAAACGGAAAGCAGGCCUCACACAGGCCUCGGUCAAAGCAACACCAACCCCACCCGUCGCGGCUUCCAUGUUUGGCUUAUCUGCCCAUUUUCUUCGCGGUAGCUCUUGAGCGCUACAAGUGCCUGGAAUACAUACUCGCGACUUGGCGGCAGUCGCAACUCGGCGCACUUGCCCCAGACGGAACACCCUUGUUGUUGUUCGCUGCGAAACACGGUCAUUAUCGGGUCGUCACUCUAUUGCUACAGCAUGGCUUUGACUACACCAUUCAAGACCAAUAUGGCGACACCGUAGUGGAUGCGUUCAGGUCCUUCUUUGACUCAACGAUCCAAUUUUUACCAGGUUCAAUGAAUGCGGAAGACUGCGGAGAGGCUCUUCGCUUGUUGUUGACUGUAUCGCAAGCGUCCCAGUGGAAGCCCGAUUGGUCGUGCCUUCUAGGGUUCGUACCUUUGAAUCCAGAGCCCCGUCUGCGAAUGCUCAACGAACGGGUAGGCCAACUGGCACUGGCAAUAGAACGUGGCUGUCCAGAAGGGCUCGAAACACUCCGCGAAUCACAGGCGUUCACGACAGCUUAUGGAGAAAGUCUGGUCAAGGCCCUUGUCGAUCGAGGGCAUCUGUCGUGCAGUCGACGAGAAGGUCGUUCCGCGCUGCACUAG
Molecule: messenger RNA, 3483 nt
Organism: Verticillium alfalfae VaMs.102
Lineage: Eukaryota; Fungi; Ascomycota; Sordariomycetes; Glomerellales; Plectosphaerellaceae
Exons: 3
Coding region: 1-3483 (1160 amino acids)
Molecular function (GO): protein binding
Source: RefSeq, a predicted model, not a curated record